Molecule: messenger RNA, 258 nt
Organism: Haemonchus placei
Lineage: Eukaryota; Metazoa; Nematoda; Chromadorea; Rhabditida; Trichostrongylidae
Source: the annotation of a GenBank genome assembly
AUGCCAGGCAGGGUCGAGUACAGUGUCGAUGAUGUAUUCAAGCCAAACGGUAGUCAAGGUUCUGUGAUUGAAACAAAAAGGGAUCGCUUGCUGCAGGCCGUUUUCGAAGGUAAAGCGGAACUGUUCUUCAGAAUGUGCAACAGAGGGGUCGUCGAGAACUCGAAUCAGGCGUUCUCAAUUGAGAAGAUGUGCUACAGCCUCGACUCCAACAACCUACGAUGGAUAUUAUCCACUAUCGAGCAAGAAAAAGAUGAGUAG